GAGCGAGCGUGCCCGUGCCCGGUCUCAGAGGUGCUUAGUCAGGCUGGCAACCACCACAGCGAUGCUGGUGGCCACAGCAGGGAUGAGUUCGGGGGUAAAGGGAGGAAUUAGUUUCGAAAGGAGCCGCUUGGGCUGGGCCCUUCUGGGAACUGCGACUGCCUUCCUGUAAAUGCCCCAGCGAGGAAGGGACGGCUGAACUUCCCUGGGCAGGGACCCAGCUCGGCACAGCCACGGGGCCCCACGAGCAGGGAAAUGCCGGUUGCUCAAGCCUGGGCAUUGGGUGCUGCCUGUGUGGCAGCCCGACGGGCACGGGCAGGCUCAGGGAGCUGGAUGCAGGUUGUGGGGCUGCCAGACCCCCUCUGCUCCUCAGCACGAACCUGGUGGUGGCCGGGCAGAUCCUGCUCUUGAGUAGCUCCAAGCCAUGCCCGUGGGAUGCUGGCAGGAUGCGGGUGCUGGGGCACACCCCGGCAUAACCACAUCACUCUGGAAGAGGUUCCCGGUGCGACAGCCAGGAGCAGCCCAGCAGGGCGCCUUCCCUGCCUGCAGGAGCAGGAUUGUGCUGACUUGGCAGCGGCAGCAGCAUGAAAGUUGCUCAGGACAGGAAUUGGUUGGCUCCGCCGUCUGCCUCCCCCGGCCAAGGGUCAGCUGGCAUCGCCUCCUCCUGGGGCCCUGGGAUUCACAGCCUGGCCCUGGGGCCACGGAGCCCCUUCCUGCUUGGAAUCUCCAUCCCUCCACCUGAGCUACAGGCCUCUUCCACCAUCUCCUGCUGUUGUCUCAGAUCCUUGAUACCCUUGUCUGGAGGGGUGCUUGCAGAGCGUGGGGCAGGCUGCUGCAGGGUUGUCAGCAUGGAGAAAAGCACUAUGGCUCAGUCCAAGGGCACGGUGGUCCUCGCCUACAGCGGGGGCCUCGACACCUCCUGCAUCCUGGUGUGGCUGAAGGAGCAAGGUUACGAUGUUAUCGCCUACCUGGCCAACAUUGGGCAGAAGGAAGAUUUUGAAGCAGCACGAAAGAAAGCGCUGGCACUGGGGGCCAAGAAGGUGUACAUCGAGGAUAUCAGCAGGGAGUUUGUGGAGGAGUUCAUCUGGCCGGCAGUGCAGGCCAACGCGCUCUACGAGGACCGGUACCUGCUGGGCACGGCGCUGGCCCGGCCCUGCAUCGCCCGCAGGCAGGUGGAGAUCGCCCAGAGAGAGGGAGCCCAGCACGUCGCCCACGGGGCCACGGGCAAGGGCAAUGACCAGGUUCGGUUUGAGCUCACCUGCUAUGCUCUGUGUCCCAAAAUCAAGGUUGUUGCACCGUGGAGGCUGCCCGAGUUCUACCAGCGCUUCCCUGGGCGCCGGGAGCUGAUGGAUUAUGCCAAGAAACACGGGAUCCCGGUGCCUGUGACACCCCAGACACCCUGGAGCAUGGAUGAGAACCUCAUGCACAUCAGCUACGAAGCCGGGAUCCUGGAGAACCCCAAGAAUCAGGCUCCCCCCGGGCUCUACACGAAGACCCGUGAUCCGGCCACCUCUCCUGACAACCCAGAUGUGCUGGAGAUCAAGUUUGAGCGGGGUGUCCCAGUGAAGGUCACCAACAUUGGGGAUGGAGCCACUCGUUCCUCGGCCCUGGAGCUCUUCGUGUACCUGAACGACAUCGCGGGCAAGCACGGGGUCGGGCGCAUCGACAUCGUGGAGAACCGCUUCGUUGGGAUGAAGUCCAGAGGUAUCUAUGAGACCCCAGCGGGAACGAUCCUAUACCACGCGCAUUUAGAUAUCGAGGCCUUCACCAUGGACCGGGAAGUGCGGAAAAUCAAGCAGGGGCUCGCCUUGAAAUUCUCCGAGCUGGUGUACAACGGGUUCUGGCACAGCCCCGAGUGCGAGUUCCUCCGGCACUGCAUCAGGCGCUCGCAGGAGCCCGUGGUGGGCACCGUCCGUCUGUCUGUCUUCAAGGGCCAGGUCUACAUCUUGGGCAGGGAGUCCCCACGGUCGCUGUACAACGAGGAGCUGGUGAGCAUGAACGUGCAAGGGGACUACGAGCCCGCCGACGCCACCGGCUUCAUCAACAUCAACUCACUGAGGCUGAAGGAAUAUCAUCGUCUCCAGAGCAAGGUCACCGUAAAGCAGGAUGAAUAGCAAUCAAUCGCACGCGAGCCUUCCUCUCCCCUUUCUAAUUUCUCUAAGAAGUAGCACUAAUUGUGGUGGCAAUUUGUAAUUGUAACUCGUCUCUCCGGAGCGGAGCCGCGGCGGAGGUGACGGCUUUGUUAUGGGGCGGCAAGUGAAAUGCAGUCGGGAGGGGGGGGGAAAAAGGGUUUGGUCCAUCGGAGGAGAAGUGGGGAAAGAAAUAAACCCCCAGCCAGCCACGCGCGGGUCCGGCACUGAGAGCCGGGCUUUA
This is a messenger RNA of Pipra filicauda (Wire-tailed manakin), 2370 nucleotides long. RefSeq names its product argininosuccinate synthase 1 (gene ASS1). Gene Ontology annotation, cellular component: cytoplasm. NCBI's taxonomy places the organism in Eukaryota, Metazoa, Chordata, Aves, Passeriformes, Pipridae. Gene Ontology annotation, biological process: urea cycle; L-arginine biosynthetic process. The coding region runs from base 582 to 2111 and encodes 509 amino acids. The transcript is spliced from 16 exons. The record is from RefSeq and is a predicted model, not a curated record. Gene Ontology annotation, molecular function: ATP binding; argininosuccinate synthase activity.